Oenanthe melanoleuca is the source of this 10561-nucleotide messenger RNA. RefSeq names its product actin-binding protein WASF3-like. Gene Ontology annotation, biological process: positive regulation of Arp2/3 complex-mediated actin nucleation; actin cytoskeleton organization. Gene Ontology annotation, cellular component: cytoskeleton. Bases 104 to 1615 code for a protein of 503 amino acids. The transcript is spliced from 9 exons. The record is from RefSeq and is a predicted model, not a curated record. Lineage: Eukaryota; Metazoa; Chordata; Aves; Passeriformes; Muscicapidae. Gene Ontology annotation, molecular function: protein kinase A regulatory subunit binding; Arp2/3 complex binding; actin binding.
GGGGCGCGGGCAGCCCCGCACGGCCCCGCACGGCCCCGCACGGCCCCGAGGAGACGCGCCCCGGCAGCCCCAGCCCGGCGGAGGGGAGGGGUGAGCGCUCGCCAUGCCGCUGGUGAAGAGGAACAUCGAGCCCCGGCACCUGUGCCGCGGGGCGCUGCCCGAUGGGGUCACCAGCGAGCUGGAGUGUGUCACCAACAGCACCCUGGCUGCCAUCAUCAAACAGCUGGGCAGCCUCAGCAGGCACGCAGAGGACAUCUUUGGAGAGCUGUUCAACGAGGCCAACAGCUUCUACAUGAGGAUGAACUCGCUGCAGGAGAGGGUGGACCUGCUGGUCAUCAAGGUGACACAGCUGGACUCCACCGUGGAGGAAGUUUCUCUGCAGGACAUCAACAUGAGGAAAGCCUUCAAGAGCUCCACGGUGCAGAACCAGCAGGUCGUGUCCCGCAACUCCAUCCCCAACCCGGUGAUGGAGAUGUACCAGCGCUGCGACAAGCCCCCGCCCCUCAACAUCCUCACACCCUACAGGGAUGACAAGAAGGACGGCCUCAAAUUCUACACCGACCCCUCCUACUUCUUCAACUUAUGGAAGGAGAAGAUGCUGCAGGCGACAGAAGACAAGAGGAAGGAGAAGCGCAGGCAGAAGGAGCAGCGGCUGGUGGAGGACUCCACCCGGGAGGUGAAGAAAGUGAGGAAAGCGCGCAACCGGCGCCUGGAGUGGAACAUGAUGGCGUAUGAUAAAGAGUUCCGGCCGGAUAACAGGUUCUCACCAUCCCCCUAUCACAUGGCCUCAUCGGAAGGAUCACUGUCCCCUGAUAAUAGAUCCUACGCCUCGGACGCUGCCGACCAUUCCUACCCGGCCAGCCCCAACCACCCUGCCCAGCUGCUGGCCCCUGCAGCCCACCUGGCCCCAGCAGAGCACAAGGAGGGGGUGCUGGCUGCCACCAACCCCCCCGAGCACGUGUUCCGGCCGGCCACGGGCAGCAGGCAGAACAGCCUGACCCGGCUGCAGCAGCCCCACGCGCCGCCGCCCGCCGAGGCCGUGCUCAACGGGCCCAGGCCACACCUGGUCAAGGAUUACGGCCCGCAGCCGGUGCCCAUGGCCGAGUACUUCGUCCCUCCAGCCCCGCCGCCGCCGCCGCCCGUCAUCCCGUCGGCGCAGACCGCCUUCGACAGCCCCAUCUCGGCUCCCCCCGCGCUGGCCCCCGGCUCGGCCGCGCCUCCAUCCUACACCCCCUCGCCGCCCCCCGCUCCCCCCGGGCCCUACUCGGCCUCCCCGCCGCAGCCCGGCCCCAUGGGACCCCCGGUGGCGCCGCCGCCGCCGCCGCCCGGGCCGCCCGCCGUGUCCGCGUCCCCCGCGCACUCCGCGUCGCCGCCCGCGGCCGCGCCCGAGCCGCGCAAGGUCCCGAUGAUGCCCAUGAGCGACGCCCGCAGCGACCUGCUGGCGGCCAUCCGCAGGGGGAUCCAGCUGCGGAAGGUGCAGGAGCAGUGGGAGCAGGAGGCCAAGAAGGAGCCCGUGGGCAACGACGUGGCCACCAUCCUGUCGCGCCGCAUCGCCGUGGAGUACAGCGAGUCGGACGACGACUCGGAGCUGGACGAGAACGAGUGGUCGGACUGAGGGCCCCGGGCUGGGCUGGCUCAGGGCUCCCAGCUCUGCUCCAGGUGUGUCCAGGCACCUUCCCCGCUCGGUCAGGAGCUUUGCUUUUACACUAUGUCAGAAAAAAAACCCCCUCGGGCAGCAGCGGCAGUGGUAGGGUACGCCAGUGAGGCCGAAAUGAGCAGCAGCUUCUCAGUUAAUGACUUCCACGAUUCUCUGAAGGCAGGUUAAUAGGGUUACAACAGGUUUGCACCUGGAGCAAGAGAGGAGACUGGCCCUGAGUGUGCUUUGAGAGAGAAGGGAGCCCCAGAGGCAGCAGUGCUUCUUCAGCAAAUGUUAAUUGUGAUAACGAGAAGGAGCCUUGUUUGCACAGCUGGUGCCACCACUGGAGCCCCUGUGGGCUUGGGGACAUCCUGCUGCUGCUGCUGCUUUUGGGGUCAGGCAGCUCCAAAGGCUGGAGCUUCCCUCCAGAGCAACACACCACGUUUAGCAGCAGUUACACCACUGUGCUGUUGCUCCUUGGAAAAUCAUGGAAUGCUUUGGGUUGGAGGGCACCUUUAAAGAGCUUCCUUCCACCUCCCACCAGAGCAGGAUGCAUGAGCAGCCCGAGGUGUUGGUGAGCUCAGCCUGUAUCCACCCUCAGAGCUGGUUUUCUGGGAGCAAAGGGAGGAAGCAAGGCUGCUGUGGCUGGCAGGGGGACACAGAAAGUGUCCAGGAAAGUCCAGAAAGGAGCAGAGGUGUCCAGGGAGUUCCCCAAGCCCCAGCUCUCCUUGGCCUUAGUGUGACACCAUUGCAGUGUUAUUUGAGAAGAAGUGAAUCAGACAAUCUGCUGCUUUCAGGUAAACUCUCAACUUGCACUUUGCAGCCCCACAAACUGUGCCUGUACAAUUGGGAUCAGCUCAGAGCCAGGCACUGAUUCCCCCUACCCGAUCCUGCUCUGCCCCCUGUCCCACACUGAUGGAGGAGCUGGGGAACCAGGCCCCCAUUUCAGCACUGAAAAUACCUGUAUUCCCAUCAAAACAGAGUUUGGAAGUCCAUGGAAGACAUUUCACUGAGCUACAAAGGGAGGAGGCACAGAGGAAGGCAGAGCAAAGGGGUGGAAAAUACUGAAAAUAUUACAGACAGGUGUGAAAACCUGCAGAGAGCUGGGAGAGGUUCCCCACCUGUGGAAAAUGGGCCAGUGCCAUUGGUGGUUUGGCCAGUGUGAUGUCCCCAGAUCCUCUCUUUUGUUCCCCUGUACCACAAGUCCCUGAGCUCUGUGCCCAAUUCCCUGCCUCUCCCAGCACCCCUCUACGUGAUGGCUACUUCAGCAGAAUUUUGAUUAUGUAGAAGCAGCCAGACCUGUAAAAGAGGGGAGAGAAUGGCUGAGACCCAAAUGCUGACCCUUAAAUUCGCAAAAUCCUAGAGUGGCUUGGGAUAAAAGGGGCAUUAAACACCAUCCCAUUCCAACCCCCUGCCAAAGGCACCUUCCACCAUCCCAGGCUGAUGAUUUCCUGGGAGAUGCUGGUGUUGAGCAGUGUCCCAAACAUCUGCUCAUUUGCCCCCAGUGACAAACCCCCCGUGGCCAGAUGUGGUGAAUGCUCUGCCCAGCUGCUGGGAAAUGCCCUCAGGUGGCACAAAAUGGUCUCUUGUCCCUUGGAUGUGACACCUUCCACCCCUCCACACCUGGGCUGGGAGCUGUGGUGGGCUUGAGCAGGGGUGCAAAAUGGAUUUAGGAUGUGAGAGAGGGCAAGGCAAGAAGCCAGCAGAGCAAUGCUCAUGGAAUAACAUGGAAUAACUCAUCUGCAAAACCCCAGAGGAGGAGGGAGACACCAAACCCAGGAAAUUCCUGGUGCUCACUGAGAGCUCUUGGUUCUGAUGUUGACCCUCUGAGAUGCAGGGAAAGGGCUGCAAGGGGUUUUUGCAGAGAUCCCCUGCAAUGCCCAGGACCUGCUUUCCUUGGGAAGGCAGCAGGGUUUGGCCUGGAGCAGGUUCAGAAGGGAGCAGUGUGAAAAUUCAGGGCAACACUUAAGGUGGAGUUUCUGCUGGAGUGCUAUUAAUACAGACACAAUCACAAAACUGCUUGUAAAUGAAGAGAAAUUUGGUUUAUUUAGGUAAUUUAGGAGGGGUAACACCCCUGUGUGACAGAGAGGAAAUAGCAGGGGCUGGGGGAGCUGCUCUGUCUGUUACAGAGGGCCAGGGGCUGCAGAGUCACUGAGGGCACCCAGCAGGAAAGGGCUCAGGGACACACAGGGCUGGCUCAUCCCUUGGCUCUGUGACUGUCCCAGUUCUGCAGAGCUGAGCCAGUCCUGGUGGGAGCUGGAGAGCAGCCCAGUGCCCCUAAAAAUCCAGUUCCUUCUUUUCAUGCACCAGUUGCUUGGUGUGUCACAUGGGACGUGGUAACUGGGACAGGACUCCCCAGGUCAGGGCUGUCCCUGUCACCUCCCAGCACCUCUGCUGGGGCUGGCAGCUGGCAGCAAAAGUGCUUGACAAUCACAGGAAGGUUGGAAGGGACCCUCAAGGUCAUUCAGGUCACUCAGGCCUUGGCAGCCCUGCAGGGCAGGUGCACAUCUGGCAGCCCCAGGGGGGCAGGAAAAGCUCAGCCCCAUUUCCUCACACCUUUAGGUUCUUACACCAGGUCCCCACUGGGCAUCCCAGCAAUGCCAGCACACCCUGACCAUCCUGUUCUGUGGAAGGAAACCCCUGGGAACACAAACCCAGCUCACAUUCCCCAAACUGCCAAGCCAGCCAGCAGCACCAUGACCUCCCAGCUGGCUGGGAACACCACAGUCCUCUUCUUCCAGGGACCAGAACUGCCCUGGAAACCCCUGAGCUGUCCUGGGAAACACCACAGUCCUCCUCUUCCAGGGUCCAGAACUGCCCUGGAAACCCCUGAGCUGUCCUGGUAGCAGGGGUGGGAUCCCCCAACCUCAUCCCAGAGAGGUGGAGCUGGUGGAGAAUUAACCUCAGGGUGGGUUUGGACACCCAUUCCUGGUCUGACCAUGGCACACCCAGCUCUUCCCCACCCUCCCAGCAGCAGCACAAGGCAGGGAAGCACCAGGAAUCCUCCAGGUGGGAAAAGAUCUCCAGGAUCCCCAAGCUGCAGCAUUAAUGUCCAUCCCAUGAGAGCCAUCCCACCCUCAGUGCCUUCACUUGAGGGACUGUCCUGGUUUGGAGGACAGGUGCCUGCCAAUAUAGGCAGGAACUUCUCUUUGGAAUGGAGAAUGUAAACUCCCCUCCCUCCAAAUUAUUAUUAUAAUUUUGAAAUUAAGGGGCUUUCAGGCAAAGAUAUGGGAAUUAGGAAGAACAGCUCUUUACUAGGAAAAUUAAAAUAGAAAUACAGUAUUACACAGAACAAUCCCAAACCCUGCCAGAGUCAGAAUCCAAGCUGACACCCGUCAGUCAGUCAGGGUGUUGGCACAGUCCCAUUCAAUGGUGGCUGCAUCCUCCUGCAGGGGCAGAUGUGGUUCAGCUGGAGCAGUGCUCCUGGAGAAGGUGCAGUUUCCUCUGAAGCUCCAGGGAUGAUGUGGAAAGGUCUGGCUUUCCUCUGGAAUCCAGUGGAAAGAAGGUGCCUUGGUGUCCAAAAUGUCAGUUUUUAUCUGGGUAGGAAAGGCUUGGCUCCUCCCCUGGCUGGAGCAUCUCCCAGUGGGAUGAUGGAAUUUUAUCAGUCAUGCCCUGGGACUCACUGGCCAUGAACAGGAGAUAUCUCCUGGAGGGAGGAUGGGCUGUGGGAAGAUAAAGAUGAUUGCCCAGCUGGUUUAAAGAUGGCCCAUGAGCAGAUAAUGUGUGCCAGGAGAUCAGGGGCACUGCCCCAGCUGGGUUAACAGAUGGGGACAGAAUCCACAUUUCUGUCACAUCCUGUGUUGCAGCCCAAGGCAGGGACUCAGCCAAGCUUGACCACCUUUAUUUGAGGCAGAUUAACCUGGUUUUUGCUCAGGUGACCUUUGGAAUCCAACAGAAGUGACAGAAAAUCCUGGGCUGGUGCAGCUGGGAUUGUGCCACACUAAUUAACACUGUCUGUCUGUCUGUCUGUCUGCCCCACAUGCUGCACACUCCCUAUUUUGUACAUUUGUGCCUAUUUCUGUACAUCCUCCCCAAAGUAGGCCAUGCUGUGUUACACAACCUGAAAUGCUCAAAUCCUCAUGUGGGCUGAUAUAAAAGUGAAUAUUUAAAUAUUUUAUCUAGCUUGGCAGACAUUAAAAAAAUACAAUCCAGGUCACAGCUGAUUGAAUUUCUCCUCUCUCAAGAGGACCAGAAUUGGGCUGAGGAGAUUCUCCUGUACAUUAAGGUAUCGUGUUCCCUGCUAAAAUAUAGCAGUGGCAUUUCAUUGCCAAAGGAUAAUCACAGAGUGCCAAACAUUUAAUGAGCCCAACUGAUCUCCUGAGAGUUCCUUUUUCCAUUUUAUCUGCUUCCCCCUGCUUGCCAAUUUAUGGGCACAGAUUAAAAAUAAUAAAUAUGGCUGUCAACAAGGGGGGAAAUAUCCUGUGAGCAUACAAAUGGAGUCAGUGGAACAGUAAAUUGGAGGCAUUUUGGUUUUGUUGGAGAUAUUAAUGGAAGGUUGUCAUCCUUGAGGUCCAUCAGGAACCUCUUGGACAUCCCAGGUUCACCUGAAAAGGGAUUUUUCUGAUGGUACAGCAGGUGUGAAGGCUGGUCCUGCUCAGGUUUCUGGAGGUUGGAGAGGUCCUGCAGUGUUCAGUCUCCUGAUUUAGUGACCACUGGAGCUGGUGGUGCUGGUGGCUCUUAGAGGAUCAGAGUCCUUCAGGAAGAAUGGAUUAGGGAGUUUCUAAUUUCUAAUUUCUGAUUUCUAAUUUCUAAUUUCUGAUUUCUGAUUUCUAAUUUCCCACCUGGGGAAGAGACCUAGAGAGGAGCAAUCAUCCCACUCUUGCUUUUCAGCUGCUUCAUUUUGGGAAGUUUUUAAUCCAGAGACAAACUUAAGGCUGAGCUUGGCUUCUUCAGAGAGCUCCUUCCACAGAAGAGCUCUCAAAUUUCCUCCCAGCAACUUUUCCAUCUCCCCCUCCCUCUGCAGACACCCAACAGCCUGAACAGAAGCUUUGCAGACUCCCCUGAGCCUGAAUUAACACCUCAGCUUUAAUGACACCUGGAAGAUUUGCUUGGAGGGGGGCAGGUUGCAGCACUGGGGGUGGCAUUUUGGAGGGUGCAUUCCAGAGGUGCACAGCUGGAACUGACCACAGGAACUCCCUGUGGCCAUGGGAAGCUCUCCCCACCGUGGGAUGCUGGCAAGGGGAGCCCAGGCUGUUCCUUUCACCAAGAUUCCCGUUUUUUCCCUUUAAUAGUAGUUGUUUAGGGGUAAGGUUUUCUCAGCUGGAAUGUCACUUUACAGAUAUUAAAAAAAAAAUAAAAUAAAAUAAAAUAAAAUAAAAGUAAGGGCAAGGAGUCUGUCCUGAGGAGUUUACAGUCUACAGCAAAGACCAUGUAACCUGCACUGCACUUUAGAAGCCUCAAACUCUCACUCACCCAUAAAUUCCCCCUCGAGGGUGCUGUCCCCUCCUUAGGUGACCCUGAGCCAGGACCCUCCUGCCCCUGCACUCCCCCUCUCAGAAGUGCCUGAGCCAAGAACAGCAGAGCCAAGCCAGGCUGGGUUUGUCCCUGGGCAGCUCCCUGUGCCCUGGGGGCAGCCUGGGAUGAGCAGGAUGGGGUGGGAAAGGUGCCUGGGAGCAUCACUGCAGCCCCCAAUUCAAUGACAUCCUCAUUCUCACUUACAACCCAAACCUGGACUUGCAAGUAGUUCAAUACUUCUGAGAUUUUUUUUUUUUUUUUUUUUUUUUUUCAUAAAUCUGAUUUUUGUUGCACAAACCCCAGGUUUUCUAAGCUCACUCUCUCAAGCUCCACCUCCUCUGGGUGAAAAACGUGCCUGUAUUUUGCUGGUGGAGGGAAUUAAAAAAAAAACCAAAAACAACCUAACCCCACAAUUAAGAAUUUCAGGGAGGAGAUGUUUGCUCCAAAGCCUUCACAGGGUGGGACAAUUGGAUGUCCCCAAGGGAGAUUUUCAGCCCAGUGGUAAUUCCAGCACUCAGUAGAAGGUUAAGAGUGCAGAGAGGAGAAAAUAAAGCAGAAAGGAACCAGCCCAACAUUUUAGGUUGGUUAUGCUCACAUCAACCUGCACAGGUGAAAAUUUCAGUCAGGUCAAACCCUGUGCAGAGCCACAAAGGGCAGUGAGGGGGAUAAAUCCCCCUCUCAAAUAAAAUAAAAAUAAAAUGUGCUGCAGAACAGACACCUGGGAGGGAAGGAUGUGAACUCCCAGCUUUGUUUCAAUAAUUAAAGGCAGCAGCUCCUCUGGACCAUUCAUGAUCCACACACUUUAGUGAGUAAACCAUUAAUUAAGGUGGACAAUUUAAAAUUUGCCCUUUGAUUUGGGGUAGCUCAGUUGAGAAAUCUAAAACUAUUUAAAAAAAAAAUCUAAAAAUAAGCAAACAAACAAAAAAUAAAACUAAAAAGCAAACAAACAACUCAGAUGUGAUUUCCAGGAGGAUAAAAUUGUUCCCUUUCCUUCUCUCAGACCUCGAGGGAAGAUCAGACACAACAACAAUUCCCAGUAACAGAGUGAAGCUGGUGCCACCAGAACUUAAAAAAAAUCCCAGAAAACUGAUUUUUAAAGGAAAACAAUAAUCACAUCACCCCCAGUGCAGCAAGGAGAGGGACUCCUGCCACCAAAGGAGGAGCUUUUGUCCCCUCCCCAGCUCAAGUGUUUCAAAUCCCUUUGAUUUUCACCUCCUCCUGGUGCUCAGCUGGGAUUGCUGGCUCCAUGGAAAAUCACUUCUUGCCAUGGAAAAACCACAGAAGUGUUAAAGAGGAAGAGGACAUUCCUGUGAUGCUCAUGGAGAGCUGGUGAUUCCCUGCUGGCAGCAGGAGCAGCUUUGGCAGAGCUCUGCCAGGUCUCCAAAAUUCAGAGUCAUGAUCAGCAUCACCCCCUGCACUUCUCCCCCUCCAAAUUUAAUUUUACACUGAGGUGUUUCAGCUCUGUAGCUCUGAUCAGUUUUCCACAAUGGGGCUGCUCUUCCUGAUGGUUUUUUUUUGGUUUUUUUUGUCUUGGAUCAGAGCAGAUCAGGCAAAGAAAGCAAAUCACAGAAUCCCAGAAUUGUUUGGAUUUCCAAACAAAAUAACUUCCAUCUUGCCCCAAAUCCCACCCAACCUGCUCAAAUCCCCACAUUUAAAAAAAACCAACACUUUUCUUCAAAAUACAUUUUCAGGAUCUUUUGGAGCUGAUGGUUCCUCACCUUAAUUUUGGGGCUUGUUGGGGGGUCUGGGGCAUGGUGUGAGUUUGGGGUGAGCUCCUCCCCUCUGCCCUGUCACAGGGAGGGUUUGGAUCCAGAAUUCCUGCUGGGAUCACCACGGGGCCAGAGCAGCUCCUGGUGCCACAAGUGCCUUUCCUGGGGGUCCCUGCCAGGGGUGGGAGGUGUUGCUGUGCUGGGGAUGGGCAGAGCUGGAUCCUCUGGGAUCCAGUUCUCACUCCAGCCUUGGCCAAGGAAAGCUGCUCCAGCAGCCUGGGGGCACAGGAACAGUCCCCAGAGGGCAUGGGGGGUGUGGGGAGGGGACAAACCCACUUUGCUGUGGGUUGUUGUCACUUAGGAGAGCCUUCCUCCUCCUCCUCCUCCUCCUCCUCCUCCUGCUCCCACUGUCCCAGCCCAGCUGCUGCAGCAGGACAGGAGCCAUCCCAUCCCAUCCCAUCCCAUCCCAUCCCAUCCCAUCCCAUCCCAUCCCAUCCCAUCCCAUCCCAUCCCAUCCCAUCCCAUCCCAUCCCAUCCCAUCCCAUCCCAUCCCAUCCCAUCCCAUCCCUGUAUCCUCCCAGUAUCCCAUUAUCCCAUCCCUGUAUCCCAUCCCAUCCCAUCCCAUCCCAUCCCAGUAUCCCAUCCCAGUAUCCCAUUAUCCCAUCCCAAUAUCCCAUCCCAUCCCAUCCCAUCCCAUCCCAACCAUCCCAUCCAUCCCAUCCCAACCAUCCCAUCCCAUCCCUGUAUCCCAUCCCUGUAUCCCAUCCCAUCCCAUCCCAUCCCAUCCCAUCCCAUCCCAUCCCAUCCCAUCACAUCCCAUCCCAGUAUCCCAUCCCAGUAUCCCAUCCCAGUAUCCCAUCCCAUCCCAUCCCAUCCCAUCCCAUCCCAUCCCAUCCCAUCAUCCCCUCCCAUCCCAUCCCAUCCCAUCCCAUCCCAGUUUUCCCUCCUCUUUGGAGCCAGCAGGAGCUCUGGCACCUCUGGGACAGGCCAGGUGCUGCAGGAGAGUUAUUUUGGAGAGAACUGAAGGCAGGUGGGGAUCAUCCCCCAAAUUUCCCCCAGAUUUCUCUGCACCACCCCAGCUCUGAGCUCGGGAGCACAGGGGCACCAAUGCUCCCAAAGCUGAGCUCUGGUGGGCAUUUCAAAAGCAGAUUUCUCCCCUUUUGGCAGCAGGUGAUGACACCCAGAGCCUGGAGCAGGGUGCUCCUUGUGGAGGUUGGCCCCAGCCCUGCAGGGGUGGCACAGAGGGGACAAGGACACCUCAGCCACAGCCCCAGUGCUCCUGCCAAAAGCUCAGCAGAAAGAAUUGCUCUGUCUCCUUUGAUCUGCCAGCUGGUGGGAGACAGGCACCUUCCCAAGGGAGCAUCACCCCCUCCAGGCCAUGAGAGACCCCCAUGAGCACAAAGCUGGGCUCAGGAAGGAGAAUUCCCUGUCUGCUGGGCUCUGUACCCAUGUGCACUUAGUCAGUAGGUGAGCAGAUGCUGCUGCCCGUGUCUAUCUCCCCUGCCCAGUUGCUACGUGUGAACGAGUGUAUUUCUCCCCAGUGUUGUGGGUUCUGCCUGUGGUGACACGAGGAUGGGAAGUGGUGGCAGCUGGAGCUUCCCUCUGUGCAGGGCAGGGAGGAAAACCUGGAUCCAUCCAAGGCACCGCUUGUAACUACAUUUGUUCAAGAAAUGUCAUCUUAACCCCCCCCAAACUGUUGACACUUUAUGCAUGUGCUAAUUAAAUUUUAAAAAGGAAAAGAAAAAAUAAAAAAAAAAAAAAA